Molecule: messenger RNA, 3386 nt
Organism: Sebastes umbrosus (honeycomb rockfish)
Lineage: Eukaryota; Metazoa; Chordata; Actinopteri; Perciformes; Sebastidae
Product: retinoblastoma-like protein 2
Exons: 14
Coding region: 212-1906 (564 amino acids)
Biological process (GO): regulation of transcription by RNA polymerase II; negative regulation of G1/S transition of mitotic cell cycle; cell differentiation
Cellular component (GO): transcription regulator complex; chromatin; nucleus
Molecular function (GO): RNA polymerase II transcription regulatory region sequence-specific DNA binding
Source: RefSeq, a predicted model, not a curated record
AAUGAUCUGAACUUCCUCAAUGUGCAGAGCAGCAGGUUGACUCUGCUCUGAGCCAUGCAGCACCACUCCUCUGCUACCAGCUGGACAUAGAGAGACAUACAGGGGACUCUUAGAUCAGACGACCCUCAAUCUGGAUCUUAAAACCCAAAACAAACGACACUGGCGCUCAUUCCUGCUCUGACUCUCAUCCUGUGUGAGUGUGGAUGUCACCAUGGCAACCGGGCCUCAGGGUAACCAGGGACGGCCAAGGUUUGGCCCCAGUGACCGUCUGAUCGCUAUGUUCAGGGCCUGCUCCAGAGAUCCAACCGAGGCGAUCAAAACGAGACUGAGAUGUAUGUUGCACACAUUUCUGCAACACCACAGGGACAACGCAGAAAAUGAGAACACCAACGAUUUGGCAGUAAGGUGCUGUUGUGAAGCCGGGAUCUGGUAUUACAGGAUCCUGGAGAACCUCAUCAGUGAAGAGAGGAAGAGGAGGGGAAUUGGUGACAUCUUGCACAUCUUGGAGAUUGAGCCUUUCCAGUGCUGUCUGGUGGCCUGUUGUUUGGAGAUUACCAUAUCAUCAAGCCGUCUAUCAUAUGACUUCCCUCUGCUCACUCAGAUCUUAAAACUGGCACCAUACCACUUCCUGAAGGUGAUUGAGCCGGUGUUGCGGGUUGCAGUGGGCCUGCCUGGCACUGUGGUCAGACACCUCGCCCAAGUGGAGGAGAAAAUUCUGGGGAGCUUGGCCUGGACCAGCGACUCACCGCUGUGGGAAGAAAUCAGAGCCAACGAGGGCCAUCUGCCUUCCUGCCAACAGGUGAUGCUUCCUACACAGCUUGAAGAUCCAAAGAGAGCAGACUUUCAACCUGACAGAAACCAACCAGGAGCGGAUCUCAAUAUGGGAGCUGAACCGUCUGCCAGCACUGACCAACAGCGUUCCCCAUCAGCUGUAAACAGGCCUCAGAGAAGCAACUCCCUCCAUCUGUUUGCUCGCCAGGUUUACAGCUUGAUGGGUAAGCGUCUGAGGGCGCUGUGUUCCACACUGGACAUUUCUGAUGAGCGGCGGCUGAAGAUCUGGACCUGUUUUGAGUACUCUCUGGUCCACUGCACUGACAUCAUGGUAGACCGUCAUCUGGACCAACUGCUCCUGUGCGCCAUCUACGUCAUAUCUAAGAUUACCAUGGGGGAAAUACCAUUCAAACGCAUAAUGAGGUGCUACAAGUCUCAGCCAUUUGCCAGCAAAAGUGUCUGCAAAAAUGUGCGGAUGUCCGGAAGAGAUACAGAAAAUUCUCUCACUGGAAACAACAAUAAUGGAGACCACGGCGUCAGAUUUCCGACCCCCAACACACCAUCGACACAUUAUCCAGGAACUUCUCAGGAGGACAGGGGCAAUCUUAUUCACUUUUACAACCAGAUCUACACGACUAAGAUGCAGCACUUUGCCGAGCAGUUUGCCCCGACCUCUGUAGGAGACACUCCUCCUUUGUCUCCAUACCCCCGACAGUGGAAAGCAUCUCCUCGCAGACAGCGGCCGUCCAGCAGCCACUCCAUCACCAUUUCACCGUACGACACGGAAACAUCUUCCAUCCGUACACCCGGACUCUGCUACUACUUCAACUCAAGCCCCCCAGAGCGUCUGCGUGAGAUCAAUAACAUGAUCAGGACGGGAAGGUCACCCAACAGACGAGGCUAUGCGGUGCCACUGGAUAGAGAAGAGGAGGACGAGGGAGAAGGGGAGGAGGAGGAAGAUGAUGGUCCUUCAGCGAAGAGGCUUUGUUUGGAUGGUCAGUCAGCCUGGCAGAAGCGACUACAUAAUGUGGUGAAUGAUCGCGUCACUAGAAGGGGCCGGGACCAGGACCGGGACCAACCAGGACCAGGACUGGGACCAGGACCGGGACCAGUUACAAGGCCUAACCUGCACUAGAGCAGAGAGGAGCAUGUAGUCUCGCUCUGCUGCUGUUUCUGAGGCUGUAAUAACACCGUCAGGGCAGCUUUGUCUUCCUUUAUAGAUAUCUGCUAAGAAUUCCUUCGGGCCAAAUUCUUUGUCAGCUCAAAGUCUGGUCUGCAGUCUGUGCUAAAAUUAUGCCUUUUUGCUCUGCACUAUUUCUGACACUUACUGUCCUUGAAAAGGGCAUUUACCCCUCAGCUCAGUGGCCAAUAGUAGAAGAUUGUGGUCGUCCUGAGCAGCUCCCUGGUGGAGGUGUAUGAUGUAUAAAUUUGAAGUAGGGCAUGGCUGGAGAGUGCUCAGUUGACUUCCCUUGGCUGUGCCUAAAUAAAGUUACACCGAGCAUUGCAGUUAAAAUUAUGGGACAAGCUUGUCUGCCCUUUACAGCGCUCAUGGGGACGAGCAUAUGUCAAGCUUCUACCAGUGUCUAAGGCCUUCAUGAAUAAGUGUUCACUGCAAGCCACUUUAAAGCAAUUGUAUGUGUUUUUCCUGUUUUAACCUAUAAUAAUGCUUUUUUUAAUAUAAUUAAGAAUUUGAAAAGAUAGCUUAGACUGUUGAAAACAUGGUGAAACAUGAUUUUUCAAUUCUUCAGAGGAAUGAAGGGAAAGUGACACCAUGAAACUUUAUUCAAAUGGUACUUGAAGUAUGGAAACCUAUGUGUGUUUGAGAAACAAAAAGAUAAUAAUAAUGCUUUCAUCAGCAUGACUGAUUGCAACCAGGGUUGGAAAUUAGCACCAGCCACAUGCUGGUAAAAUAUGCAAGUGGGUGCUAGAUUUGCUUCACUCACCAGCCAAAAAUACCGACGGUAAUCUAUUGAGUGGCUGAUAGAUUUUGAAAACUAUCAGCCACAGUGGCAGGUGGACAAAAAAGGUAAUUUCCAACACUGAUUGCAAACUUAAUAUCUUGGCUGAUUUAACAGGAUACUGCAUUUCAUUAAAGCGCCCCUCUACUCAGAAAAGGAUGUUUGACCUUGUCUGUGCAGAAUGAUGUAUGUGUAGCUAGACAGGAGGCGUUUUCACGUUCAUCUGCUGAAGACACAAAGCUUCUAAAAAUUAAAUCUGAGUUUUAGAUGUUGGCAUCCAAAAAAAAAUGUUGGAGUUGUUAAAAAAACAUAUCAAACAAAGUAUUACUUAAAGGUACAGUGUGUAGGAUUUGGCAGCAUCUAGUGGUGUGGUUGCAGAUUGCAACCAACUGAAUACCCCUCUGCUCACUCCUUACUUUCCAAGACUGUGGUAAUGUGAGCUGCCGAGUGUUAAACAGUGGUAACACCAUUCACCUCGCUCAGAGGCCAUCCAUACCAUAAUAACACUACCUCCCUAUGUAAAUAUGAAGGGCUCAUUCUAAGCUAACAAAAACACAAUUCUUAGUUUUGGUUGAAUACACACUAAUGAAACAUAGGUAUGAAUAUCAUAUACCAUUUCUGCUAAUAGAUCCCCCAAAAUGUUACACACUGUUCCUU